CACUUCAGUAAUACAGACACAAGAACAACUUGCUCUCUCUGCGCAGCAGACGAGAGAGUGAGCCUCGGCGAGGAAGUGUACUUGAGAAGAAGACACCAAGACAAAAGAGACAAUUCAAAACAAUCCUGUGGACAUUUUUCACAUAGGAUAUUAUCUGACAGCUGCUCUAAGCGAAACAAACACAUCGAGAGAUUUCGAGUCAUCGAUUUGCCUGCUGUUGGAAUUGUGCUUUACUAUUUCCACUUUUUUUAUUCUCUGGAUAUUUCGAAAUUUACCCUUCGUUUUGUUGUCUAUCGCUAAGAUGAUGCGUUAACGCGAUUUUGCCGCAGCGGAUAUGUCUGACACGUCCAGAGAGCAAACGCUGGCUAACGGCCCGGCCUCGCGGGGAGGCGGAGAGAGAGCCGGUGGCGGAGCUGUCUUGCGCACCGAACACUUUGACUUCCCUCAGCCGAGCGAUGGGGACCCGUUAAGGGGAGGGAAUGCCAUGUCGAAUAGUCACCAGUUGAGGUCACCGAUGUCCCGAUCCUUCUCCAGGUCAUCUAGUGGCUAUUUUUCCGUCGACAGCGAUUCUGUGCCAAGUUCCCCGCUAAUGCCCAAUAUUUCCGAAGCGCAAGACGACCAAAAUGAUGAGGUAUGGUUUGACGAACCUAGCCACCAGCACGUGCAGAUGGCAGCACCUGUGGAAGCCAUGGGGCCGGAGAUGGCGGUCGCUCGGGAGCUGCGGCGCAUUGGAGACGAGUUCAACCGUCUCUACUGUCUCGGGGCCGGUGCAGGCGGGAACGAUGCUCCCAACGAACACGCCAUCAUCAUGUGGAUGAAUGACCUUAUUGGACGUGUAGUACAGUUUUUCCUGCGAAGGAGAUGAUUGACACAUUGAACACCCAGCAGACGCGUAGCCGACAUGUAGCAUCACACAUCACCCCCCCCCCCACAUGACUGUAAAUAUGUACAUAUUGAGGAAUAACAGCAGUGCUGCUCUUCCGCAACCUCUCCGGGUUACGGCGUACAGUUUUGGACCUGGCGGGAUAUGUGCAGACUUGGACGGAUACAUACAUCUGGAACCCUCGGCCAUCCAUUGACUGACUCACAGCAGAAUUUCCUGCGUUCACAUGGAAAGCUGAGCCAUUACAUGCUGUGUUGACAUGAAGGUUUUUGUUGAAGCCCAUGUGGAGUGUGGAAAACGUGCCUUCUUUGCCUGUUUGCCCUUGACACAUCUCUCUUUUUUGUCUUUACCCUGUCUUUUUCUUUAUUGCUUUUAUAUUUAUUUCCACUGUAUUUAAUUUGUACAUUUUGUCAAGCGAUGAUGUUAGUGUUUCUGCCUGUCCCUCAUGUGUUCAUUGGCUCCAAGUUUGCACUUGUGAUUGGUUUGAAUAGUCUAUACAAAUACAAACCCCAAAACAGAAAAUGAAGUUAGAUUUUAAUAAAAUUGCAAUUGAAGACAUGACCGAAACAAUCAACAAUAUAUAGAAAUUUGACAUAUAACGUUUGAAUGAUGAAUUACCUUUACUCCGUCUUUUUCUUGGAUUUUACAUCGGAAGCGCAUUCUCACUUUGAAGCCAGAUACUUAAAGACUUUUUCACAUGACUCACGUUAAUCCCAAUACAUCGGGAAACUUUGAAGCACUGAGCUAUACCUUUGUUAUAAAAAGGAGGGACCUGAAUAUUAAUUAGGUUAUAUGAUGUUCACGCAGUAGUCUGAUAUACUGAAAUUCGUAUUAGUUAAAGUAUGGCUGCCACUUUCCAUUUUAGUGUGAGGCUGAUGCAACCAUUUGGAAGAAACUUCUGCUACAGAUUUGCACUGGAGCCAAGGAAAAUUGACAAAAAUAAUAAUUACUUCCCAAAAGAUCCCAUCCUUAAGGUGACUCUUUAAAUUUUGUGGCAAAAAUCCAGUCAUUUCUAUAGGAAUCCACACAACUGAGAGUUUUGCAUCAGGGCGAAAAAGGUAGAAAGCGAAAUUCGCUGCUUCGACCAAACCAAAGUUGUUUGAUUUGAAAGUGACUUCUGUGUGAGCAACAAAAGGCAAUAGACCUUUUUUGGCCCGUGAACUUUAGGUGUUAUUUCACAUAGUUAUAACCGUUGAUAUUGCUUUAACAUAAUUUCAAAUAAUAUUAACUUGAACUUGCCACUGAACUUUAAAAUCACGUUACAUACUUAUGAACCUACAUUUGUCCAACCAUUUUUUUUUUUUACUUUUUACCCCGUUCUUACCCAGAAAGCCAAGAAAAUAGCUUUGCCGUUUUGCCAUCUGCAACACUUUUCCUGCAAAGAUCACAGUGCCGCUUUAUGCUUAAAGUGUUUAAAGAUGAGAGUCAUGUGAAGAGGUCUUCUGAACCACUCUUAAAUCUCAUAUUUUAAGCAUUGUUUUGUGUUAUCAAAUUCCUGUCACUAAUAAUUCAAAUCGGACAUGCAAAAAUAUUAAGUAUGUGUAACUACUAUGGAUGUAUUUGUUUUUUUGACAUAAAUAUUCCACAUUUGGUAUUUCGGUUUUGGUUUUAUUAGAGAGCAUAAGUGAUAUUUUGGGCUUGUAACUGAUGAUUCCAUUAAUGCUCAAACAGCAUGUGUUUAUUACUAGUUUUGUGAAUAUAGUUUAGGUCAAGGGGUUUUAUAUGGAAUAGCUUUCCUCCGAAGUGAUCAUUCACAUGGAAGAAACUGCGUUUAAGUGCCUUGCUCAAGUGCACAAUGGUGAUAGAUCAGGAUUUUAUUCACAGAAACAUUGUUUAUGGUAACACCAAAUUUGGGACUGAAAUUUGCAGCCGUUCUAAUUCUUUGCCCAUAUCCACUAGUAGUGUACACAUUACAACCAUUGUUUAACUCCAGCCUUACCCCGAGUCUAAUAAACUGGCCUGAAUAAAUGACCUUUAACAGUCUCAGGGACUAAGGAAAAUACCCCUGUGUAGAUUUCUUGAACAAACCAGUUUUCCUUCUUUACUUCAGCUUAUAGAUUCUCCUCCCGGCUUUGCCUUUUAUUACCGUUCUCCCAGUAUUCCAGUAAUCAAUGCACAAGGUUCGGGAUGAGUCAUCAAGUAUGUUGGUAUAACAAUGAUGUGUUUUUUUAAGUCACAGAGAUUUAAAUAUGAACUGAUGUAUUGACUACCUACCAUGAAAGGUGUUGCUGAAAGUUUAGGAAGUCGGUUAGACAAUUCCACUUGUGGAAGAUGCAUGGCCCUGUGUUAUCAUAUGCAUUUGUUUGUAUAUCGGUUUGUUACUCUUUGCCAAAAUGACAAUGUUUAGCUUGUCUACCGUUCCAGGUUUACCAUUCAAACCAAAGACCUCGUUUUUCAAUGCAUACUACAUUGUGUCAUGUUGCAUGUGUUCAUUCUUUGCCUUUGCUGAAAGAUUUAAGCAGCAUUCCCAUUUUUCAGCCCUUUGAUUCCAGAACAAACUGUUUUUGUUUUUCUCACGAAUUUCAGGCAAACCUGUGUGUUUCUCACUGGACCUCUGACUGAGUCUUUUCAGUCCUGUUGCACUGAACACCCGCAUCACCCGAUCUGACGCCACCCAGGACCCAGUACAUUUGUAGCACAAUGAUCAUUUGUUUCUGUUUGUUUGUUUGUUAAAUGCAUCUUUUUGUAUUUUGCACUGAACUAUUUCUGUGCUAAUUUGUGCAAUACUGCUGUAAAUAAAAGCCGCUUUUUUCAACUUUCUAAA
Messenger RNA from Carassius gibelio (silver crucian carp), 3647 nucleotides. Its product is annotated as bcl-2-like protein 11. The record is from RefSeq and is a predicted model, not a curated record. Bases 335 to 865 code for a protein of 176 amino acids. Lineage: Eukaryota; Metazoa; Chordata; Actinopteri; Cypriniformes; Cyprinidae. The transcript is spliced from 4 exons.